Molecule: messenger RNA, 856 nt
Organism: Aedes aegypti (yellow fever mosquito)
Lineage: Eukaryota; Metazoa; Arthropoda; Insecta; Diptera; Culicidae
Exons: 2
Coding region: 121-528 (135 amino acids)
Source: RefSeq, a predicted model, not a curated record
CGGCGACCUGAACGCGGAUGCGAAGAAAGUGAAAUGAGAACAUAAACAAACAUUGCGAAGAAGUCAGUAAGAUUUUUUAUUCAAUUUUAAAGCAUUUAAGUGGAAUAUUUUUGCCAAAAUAUGAAUAACGUAAUUCAUAGUGAUGAUGAAGUUGUUUUAGAACAAAGUUUUGCUAGAAACACUCAGCCUGUUAUACAGAACGGUUACGCGGAAGGCCUUGCAGAUGGGCGUGAAACUAUCUACCAGAAGGACUUUGAUCGCGGAUAUCGGAUCGGUUUUACAAUGGCCUUUAAAUUGGCACAAUAUCAGGGAUUUGCUGCGGGGCUCCUAAAACAAUCGGACAAGGAAGAACUUGCCCGGAAUAUCGCGCAGGACUUGAUUCUAAGGCAGGAAUCAGCUCGAGCCCACUGCCUUCUGUGUAGCGACAAAACGAUGGAGCAGAAUUUGCUCGACGACGUUGAAGCUUCUCAGAAUAGUCAUAACGAAGGUAUUUUGAAAGUGCUAGAGGAACGUUAUAAGAUAUCGUAGAAGUAAUAGAAAUACAAUAGGUUGCUGUUAGAUGCAUGUUUAGUACUCUUUGAUCAUUUAUAUGGGUGAUAGUUAAGGUGACUAUAAAACGAAGCCAAGCUCUGAAUUUUCAAGUGCUCAAGACAGGAGAAUCUGACAACGGUUCGCGUUAAAAAUCAAUCAAACGGCUUGCUUGCUGGUUGUGACCAAUAGGAUAAAUUUUCAACGCAGAGCGCUGUUUGAUUCUCAAGUCUCGUGCUCUUGAAAAUUUGAAGUAUGGCUUCGUUCUAUAAUCACCUUAAAAUACAUUGAUUGUAAAAUUAUCUACAAAUAAUGAUCCGUGAACAUC